AUGUCCAAGAAGAAAGCAGUGCCAGCAUCUCUCCAUGCUGAACUCUCAGAAUACACAGCUCUCCUCCGCGCACUCAAAACUCGCGACUUGCUUGACCUCACAACUCAAUUAACAACUCCAGAAAUAACACGCAGAGCUGAAUGGGACCCUUCAUUUCCUCCACCUUCCUCGUCUCCAGCACCAUCACCACCAGUAGCAGGCCCAUCCAGACAGAAACGGGACCAAUGGACACGAUGGCCUCUCCCCGUCAAGGACGUCUACAUCCCACAAUGGUCUCUCGACGAUGAAAUCGCAGUCAUCGCACGCAAAUGCAUAAAGAACCAACUCGACUCUCUCGACAUCGAUCGAGUCCAACCCGCGACUCUGUACUCUGACCUCGACACCACGACCUAG
Messenger RNA from Coprinopsis cinerea okayama7#130, 393 nucleotides. RefSeq lists its product as hypothetical. The transcript has a single exon. Lineage: Eukaryota; Fungi; Basidiomycota; Agaricomycetes; Agaricales; Psathyrellaceae. The coding region runs from base 1 to 393 and encodes 130 amino acids. The record is from RefSeq and is a predicted model, not a curated record.